CUGGUGGCGAUGGAAUAGCGCUGAUGCGUCAAUCUAUGUCUCUGAAUUCGAUUGCUCUCCUUGCUGUCUGGUGGAGUUGAUCCCAGAAAUCCACUCACCGCUGAUGCAACACAUUGACAGGUCUACCCGGCUUCUACAUCUAAACAUCGACCUCAAGUGUUAAGACAUUAACUCUAAGGAGCUAGGCACCAUGGGAGAACAGCUGAGCCCAGAUGAGAAGCUUCACCUCAUCACUAGGAACCUUCAGGAGGUGCUUGGAGAAGAGAAGAUAAAGCAGGUCCUGGCAGAGAGGGAACUGAAGGUGUACUGGGGAACCGCCACCACAGGAAAACCACAUGUUGCCUACUUCGUCCCCAUGUCCAAGAUUGCAGACUUCCUCAAGGCAGGGUGUGAGGUGACCAUCCUGUUCGCAGACCUGCACGCGUUCCUGGACAACAUGAAGGCUCCCUGGGAACUGCUGGAGCUGAGGGUGCAGUACUACGAGCAGGUGAUCAAGGCCAUGCUGGAGAGUAUCGGGGUACCGCUGGACAAACUCAAGUUCAUCAAGGGCACAGACUUCCAACUCAGCAGAGAAUACACUCUGGAUGUGUACCGUCUGUCGUCCAUGGUAACAGAACAUGAUGCUAAGAAGGCUGGAGCUGAGGUGGUUAAACAGGUGGACCACCCUCUACUCAGUGGUCUGCUCUACCCUGGACUACAGGCUCUGGAUGAGGAGUAUCUGAAAGUAGAUGCCCAGUUUGGAGGAGUCGAUCAGAGGAAGAUCUUCACCCUGGCUGAGAAGUACCUGCCCUCUCUGGGCUAUGCUAAGCGGUCCCAUCUGAUGAACCCCAUGGUACCAGGACUGACUGGAGCGAAGAUGAGUUCUUCAGAGGAGGAGUCUAAGAUUGACCUUCUGGACAGGAAGGAGGAUGUGAAGAAGAAGUUGAAGAAGGCUUUCUGUGAGCCGGGCAACAUCGAGAACAACGGAGUCCUCUCAUUUGUUAAACAUGUCCUCUUCCCACUCGUAGGAGAGUUCUCCAUCAAAAGAGACCCCAAGUUCGGAGGAGACAAAACCUACACAGACUUUGAGGAAGUGGAGAAAGAGUUUGGCGAAGAGCUGAUCCAUCCUGGUGACCUGAAGGCGGGCGUGGAGGUGGCCCUUAACAAGCUGCUCGACCCAAUUAGGAAGAAGUUUGAAUCUCCAGAGCUCCGUAAACUCUCCAACACGGCCUAUCCAGACCCGUCAAAGAACAAGGCAGCAGGGAAGGGGAACCCUAAAGUGGCAGAAGAAGAUGAGCUGGUUCCCUCCAGACUGGACAUCAGGGUGGGCAAGGUCAUCAGCGUGGAGAAGCAUCCGGAUGCUGAUUCGCUGUACCUGGAGAAGAUAGACGUCGGAGAGGCGGAGCCAAGGACGGUAGUGAGCGGCCUGGUGGCCUACGUUUCCCAGGAGGCCUUGCAGGACCGGCUGGUGGUGUUGCUAUGCAACCUGAAGCCCCAGAAGAUGAGGGGGGUGGAGUCCCAAGCCAUGUUGCUCUGUGCCUCCAUUGAGGGGGAGACCAGGAGAGUGGAGCCUCUUGACCCCCCUGAGGGGUCGUCACCCGGGGAACGGGUGUUCGUUGAGGGGUACGAGACGGGCAAGCCAGACGACAAACUAAACCCAAAGAAAAAGCUGUGGGAGAAACUACAGGUGGACCUGAAGGUGUCAGGACAGUGUGUCGCCCAGUGGCAGGACAAACACCUGAUGACCAAACUGGGACACAUCACCUGUAAAACACUGAAGGGAGGCAACAUCAGCUAAGAGAGACACACUGUCAAUCUCUUGAUGCUCUGUUUACUUGUCCAUCUUACCUUCCCCAGAGAACUAAACACACAUCACCACGGCAACAUCUCUCUCUCUUCUCGACCAGAGAAAUAAUCAUUCAUAUUAAUAAUACCGUGAUCGAUCUAACACAGCGAUCUGGGUUUAAAUAAACUAUUGAUUAUCAGUGCUGUAUUUUUCCCUCCUGAUGUUUAAGUAAUGGUUCGGCUCUGUAAUUCUUGAGAAGUGACGGCGAUGACACCGCCGGUUGCCCUCUGUGUGUUUUAAAACACAUUGUUUCACAUUGUUUCAUUGUGGUCUGAGGAAAUCCUUUGAGGAAAAUACGGAACGACGUUUUGUCGUGACCAAAUAACCUAGAGACACGUUAGCUUAGCCGGUCAUCAACAGUCUCUACUGUCUACCAUGUGUUCAAUCAUCCACGCCAGUCACCCAGGGGACGUAUACAUUAAAACAGAAAUCUAUUUGUGUUGCUAUGGGGAUGAUAACGGUUGUGUCGGCAGGUACCCGUGGAAACGCUGCCAUUUACUCUCAUGUCAUCAUGUGGAAAUGAAAUAAACCCGGUUGAAUUCA
Salvelinus fontinalis (brook trout) is the source of this 2368-nucleotide messenger RNA. It is a transcript of the gene yars1, whose product is annotated as tyrosyl-tRNA synthetase 1. The record is from RefSeq and is a predicted model, not a curated record. The coding region runs from base 191 to 1777 and encodes 528 amino acids. The transcript is spliced from 14 exons. Lineage: Eukaryota; Metazoa; Chordata; Actinopteri; Salmoniformes; Salmonidae. Gene Ontology annotation, molecular function: tyrosine-tRNA ligase activity; ATP binding; tRNA binding. Gene Ontology annotation, biological process: tyrosyl-tRNA aminoacylation.